Haliotis rufescens (red abalone) is the source of this 744-nucleotide messenger RNA. RefSeq names its product snake venom metalloprotease inhibitor 02A10-like. The coding region runs from base 1 to 744 and encodes 247 amino acids. The record is from RefSeq and is a predicted model, not a curated record. Lineage: Eukaryota; Metazoa; Mollusca; Gastropoda; Lepetellida; Haliotidae. The transcript has a single exon.
AUGUCAAUCACUGGGUUUUCUUGUCUGGACCCAAUUAUUUUUCUGCGGAGCUAUAUUCCAGGUAUAUCCUUGCCGGAACUGUUUGAGUAUGGACUAGGCAAACCAGGACAGGAGCAAGAGAAAUGGACACAUCCACCAGGGCAGGAGCGAAAGAAAUUGACACAACCACCUAGGCAGGAGCGAAAGAAAUGGACACAACCACCUAGGCAGGAGCGAAAGAAAUGGACACAACCACCAGGGCAGGAGCGAAAGAAAUGGACACAAACACCAGGGCAGGAGCGAAAGAAAUGGAAGCAACCAUCUAGGCAAGAGCGAAAGAAAUGGACACAACCACCAGGGCAGGAGCGAAAGAAAUGGACACAAACACCAGGGCAGGAGCGAAAGAAAUGGAUACAACCACCAGGACAGGAGCGAAAGAAAUGGACACAACCACCUAGGCAGGAGCGAAAUAAAUGGACACAACCACCAGGGCAGGAGCGAAAGAAAUGGACACAGCCACCUGGGCAGGAGCGAAAGAAAUGGAUACAACCACCUGGGCAGGAGCGAAAGAAAUGGACACAACCACCUAGGCAGGAGCGAAAGAAAUGGACUCAACCACCUAGGCAGGAGCGAAAGAAAUGGACACAAACACCAGGGCAGGAGCGAAAGAAAUGGCCAUAUCCACAAGGGCAGGAGCGAAAGAAAUGGACACAUCCACCAGGGCAUGAUAGGCUCAAUCAGCCACAGCGUCUACCACACAGAUAA